Cutaneotrichosporon oleaginosum is the source of this 1336-nucleotide messenger RNA. RefSeq lists its product as uncharacterized. Lineage: Eukaryota; Fungi; Basidiomycota; Tremellomycetes; Trichosporonales; Trichosporonaceae. The record is from RefSeq and is a predicted model, not a curated record.
CAAAGAGGAGUAAUAGUGCUUUCUCUCUUUCCCUUGCUCCAUCCAUUUGGCCCGUCACUCUCUCUCUCGCUCCCGUCGCUCUCUCUCUCCUCGUCGUCGUCGUCGUCGUGAGUUGCUCUCUCCAUCUCAUCUCAUCUCAUCUCUCUCCCGGACACUAACCACAACAACAACAUCUACACACACACACACACCAUCUCCAUCUCCAUCUCCAUCUCUCAUCUCCCUCCUCCUCCUCCUCCUCAUCUCUCCUCCGCCAUCCCUCCUCCUCAACCCAACCUCAACUGCACCCGCGCACGCCCCAACCCCCUCCCUCGCACCCCGCACGCUCAUCAACGCACCCUCCUCCCUCUCGUACAUAUACUACCCAACCCCCAUGGCCGCCGCUCACCUCUCCCAUCAUCCUCGCCCCGCCUCUCCUCCAAUCUCGGUCCUCUCACGUCCCCCAAUCCUCCCCAUUCGUUCAACUACCGCCGCCUCCUCCUCCUCCUCCUCCUCCUCCGCCUCCUCCUCUUCCUCUUUCGCAUCCGGUCAAUCUCUUUCCUCUGUACUCUCUAUACCCACCGACACUAUCAUCGACGGACAAUCCUCAUACUCAUCCUCCUCUGCUGCCACCACCACCAAACGCAACUCGCGCGGCGCUCCUCCCUCCGCUUUUCAACGUUCCCGUUACAGUGCCCCUGCCCCCCCACUCUUUGACGGUCAAGACACUCGCAAAAGCGUCCUUGACAUCCUCAAAUCCAUCGACAACGAGUGGGAAAUUCUUGACCCCACCGCAGUCAUCCCCACCGACCUCAACUCGUCGCCCAAGCGCUCGCGCCGCUCAAAGGGUGAACGAGUUUCCGCAAUGUCUACAGCCGAUCCCUCGCGUCAAGGCGCUCAGAAGAAGCCCAGCCUCUUUCGUCGUCUAACACAAUCUUCAUCUUCACAAUCUUCCGCUCCUCCUCCUCCUGUCGCUCCUCCCGCAGCCCCGCCCCAGCUGCCUCGUCUUUCAACUCUUCUCAGUGACAGCUCUGCCCCUCUUGCGUCCGUCACCAAGGGUGGUCCCGUUGGUGGUGUCGGCGGUGUCGGCGGCGGCGGCGCAUACCCAAGCAACCCCGGCAAACCCACCCCCACCACCACUAUCACCACCACCACCACCACCACCGGCGGCUUGACGUCCGGUACGCUGUUCGGAGAUUCGCCACCUCACACCCCUGUCUCAUACAAUUACAACAACACACACUCGUUGCCUCCCGGCGCUGCUGCACCCACACCAUCCUCCAGCAACAUGUCGCCUCCUAACGGCUUGGACGCCCAGCGCUCUGGCUUCCGCGUUCAGAGUAGAGCUCAAGGUGAG